CCACUCCCCUCCCCUCGAAGCGAGCCUCGAAGAUGUCGUCGUCGUCGUCGUCGCCGUCGUCGUCGUCUUUUACUCUCAGGUUACGGCUCGCCUCGCGAUGGAACCUCGAUCUUAGGUAUUACGACGACAACCUCGAGGAAAAAGAAGCCGCUCGGACGAUCAAAUAGCAUAGAAAAAGAAAAACAAGGGCUGGAGUUGAGCACGCGGAACAACCGUGCACGCCGCUGCCGGUUGCCCGUUCUCUGAGUCAUCACCGUGAAUUAUUCCCUCCUCCUCGACCUAAACCUUACCCUCCUGCGGUCCUUUACUCGAAGAUGAACUCCAUGCUGUAUACCCUGUACGGGUUCGCGAUAUUCUUCAUGAUAUUCUGGUCGGGCAUGUGGAUCGUUCACGUGUUGGCUUUAAUAGCCGGCCGCUGGAAACUUCAUCGAAAGAUUGCUCAAAUACCAAGCUACGAGACUCCCCUGCCUGGUGUUUCGAUCAUCAAACCGUUAAUGGGAGUCGAUCCGAAUUUAUUCGGCAAUCUCGAGACAUUCUUUACGAUAGAGUAUCCUAGAUACGAAUUGUUAUUUUGCGUCGAGGACGAUUCCGAUCCGGCGUUGAUGCUAGUCGGGAAAUUAAUAGAAAAAUAUCCUCAAAUAGAGACGCGAGUUUUCGUGGGUGGUCGCAACGUUGGGGUCAAUCCUAAGAUCAACAAUAUGCAGCCGGCUUACGAAACGGCGAAAUACGAGCUGGUACUGAUCAGCGAUAGUGGUAUAAGAAUGAAAGAGGACACUCUGUUGGAUAUGGUCAACUACAUGACCGAUAAGGUCGCAUUGGUACACCAGAUGCCGUUCACGUACGACCGUGACGGUUUCGCAGCAGCCUACGAAAAGAUAUUUUUCGGUACGGUACAAUCAAGGAUGUACCUUGCGGCCGAUCUCUUAAGAAUAAACUGUCAUACCGGUAUGUCGGCUUUACUACGUAAGGCGACCUUGGACGAAGUCGGCGGCCUGAAGACCUUCGGUGUCUAUCUCGCGGAGGAUUUCUUUUACGCGAAGUCAUUGACCGACCGUGGCUGGCGAAUAACCGUCUGCUCGCAGCCUGCAUUGCAAAACAGCGGCCACUGCGAAUUGCACUCCUUCCAGGCGAGGCUCAGGAGGUGGGCCAAGCUUCGUGUCGCCAUGUUACCCACCACGAUCGUCUUCGAACCUCUCAGCGAGUGCCUCGUACUCGGUGCCUGUGCCUCCUGGGCUGCCAGUGUUCUAUUCGACUGGGACUCUUUAGUUUUUUAUCUCGUACACAUACUAUUGUGGUUCAUGUUCGACUGGACGCUUUUGUGUGUCGUACAGAACGGGCCAUUGCCCUUCAACAAACUCAUGUUCGUCUGUGGAUGGCUUCUCAGUGAGAUCACGAGACCCUAUCUCUUCGUUCAAGCCGUCCUGGAUCCCCUGAUACAGUGGCGUUCGCGCGUUUACAAGCUCAGAUGGGGCGGCGUCGCGGAGGAGGUCAAGACGAAAGUAAAAUACUAGGAUAGCAAAAAUCGUUCUUUCUUCCCUCCGAUUAUUUUGUUUCUCUCUCUAUUUUAUUCUUAUUCCUUCUUCUCUUUCUCUCUCUCUCUCUCUCUCUUAUUCUUUCUUUCACUCGCUCGCUCUAAUUCUCACUAUCUUUCUCCAUCUUUCUCUCUCUCUCUCUCUCUCUCUCUCUCUCUUUUAUUUUUUUUUUCUAAUCAUUUCCUUCCUCGUCGCGCAAAUUUGGAGAAUAGUGAUACUCGAUGGCAUAUCGCGCACUUAUUUAUAUCUUGCGUUACAUAUCUACGAUAUUACCGUAUGUAAGAUAUGCUCUCUACGUACGAUGAUUUUUUUCUCUCUUUUCGCGUAUCAUUUCUUCUUAUUUUCCUUCUUCUUCUUAUUCUUCUUCUAUCUACUUCUAUUUCCUCGCAAAAUGGCACGAAUCGGGUCGUCGCGAGAUUACAUGAAUUUCUUUUUCAACUGGAUCGAUAAAAAGUUUUACUGCCUACUUAAACGUUUGAUCGAUAAUAAUCAAACGAAGUCAAAUCUAUGAAACUUGUUCGUCAGCGUACGUAUUAUAGGAGAAGAGAGAAAGCUGAAUGAUAAAUUAUUUAUCGCGAAGCGAUAUACGGAUAUAUGUGUAUAUAUAUAUCGUA
This is a messenger RNA of Polistes canadensis, 2146 nucleotides long. It is a transcript of the gene GlcT, whose product is annotated as ceramide glucosyltransferase. Gene Ontology annotation, cellular component: membrane. The record is from RefSeq and is a predicted model, not a curated record. Gene Ontology annotation, biological process: glucosylceramide biosynthetic process. The transcript has a single exon. Bases 315 to 1511 code for a protein of 398 amino acids. NCBI's taxonomy places the organism in Eukaryota, Metazoa, Arthropoda, Insecta, Hymenoptera, Vespidae. Gene Ontology annotation, molecular function: ceramide glucosyltransferase activity.